Messenger RNA from Corticium candelabrum, 1166 nucleotides. Its product is annotated as SAGA-associated factor 29-like. Gene Ontology annotation, cellular component: SAGA complex. The record is from RefSeq and is a predicted model, not a curated record. The transcript is spliced from 13 exons. The coding region runs from base 131 to 1045 and encodes 304 amino acids. NCBI's taxonomy places the organism in Eukaryota, Metazoa, Porifera, Homoscleromorpha, Homosclerophorida, Plakinidae.
AAAUGCUGUGAAGACUGCACUAAAAAAAAGAACUCCAUCUUCUAGUGAAGAAGACUCGAUAAAAUCUAUCUUCUUGGAGUCCCGGAUAACGUAGACUACCCGGAUGAGGUAAGACUACCCGGAUAUUACUAUGGCAGAAAAUGCUGUCAAGGCUGCACUCAAAGAACUGCAUCUUCUAGUGAAGAAGACUCAAGAAGAGAGAGUGCGAGCAGAACCAACGCUUGUCAACAUCGCCAAAACUCACGAUAAAAUGAAGGCUGAGUCGAAAGUGUCUGCUUACUUUAAGAAUAAACUUAAGAGCCUCUAUGUGGCUGCUCAAGAGGAUGCACGUAAAGAAGCAGGGAUGCUUCAACGAUGUCUUGACAAGAUCGCAGAGGUAAAAAUGUUGAGAAGCAAAGUGGCUAAUUCUGCUGCUACUAUGGGACACAGUAAGGCAGGAGCAAGUGGAUUAGCUGCAAGUAUAUUUGAGACUGAGCAACCACGAAAGCCUGUGAUGCGACGCGGAGUGUUGAUAUCAUUACUACAGCAAGCUGCCAAUCAAUUACCAGUAUGGAGACCACAAGAACCGGACGAAAAGCCUCCUCCGUUGUGUGGAGCCAUACCAGCAGAGCACAACUUUGUUCCAAAGCCUGGAAGUCAGGUUUGUGCUCGUAUUCAAGGACAAGAUGGUGAGGAGCAAUGGAUUCUUGCUGAAGUUAUAAGUUACAAUGCACAUUUAUGCAAAUACACGGUUGAAGAUAUUGAUGAAGAAGGCAGCACUGCUCGAGAACGUCAUGUCCUUACGAAACGUAAGGUACUCGCAUUGCCAUCGAUGAAAGCAGAUCCUGCUGUUACACCAUCGGCAAUUCAUUCCAAAGGACAAUCGGUCAUGGCUGUUUACCCUCAGACAACUUGCUUUUACAAAGGAUUCAUAGCGUCUGUGCCAUCGAAUGUUGAUGAUGACUACUCGGUGUUGUUUGAAGACGUAUCGUAUCCCGAAGGAUAUUCCCCUGCAUUGAAAGUGCCUCAAAGAUACAUCCUUCCGAUAAAGGAACGGAAACGUUGAGAAUAGUAUUGCAUCAGUGUGUGCUAUGAAAAGCAGUAAACGUAGUAUUACAUAUUCACUUAGCGACAACAGAAUAUUGAAAACAAGGGCAGGGCAUCCAUUGUUAAACAUGUUGACUGUG